UUACGGCUCAACGCGCGUUAAGCCUAACACGUGACGCUAGUUCAUCAUGGAGUGUCUUCUCGGUGUCUGCUGCCGUGAUUUCGUAGUUCUAGCUGCCGAUUGCAAUGCUGGCAGAAGCAUUUUUGUGAUGAAACAAGACCAAGACAAGCUGUUCAAGUUAGACGAUAGGCUGGCUGUGGUGGUUGCUGGAGAGUCAGGAGAUACGACGCCGUUUGGAGAAUUUAUUGAGAAGAACGUUCAGCUUUACAAAAUCAGACAUGGAUAUUCUCUGAGUACACAUUCAGCUGCAAGCUUUGUAAGGAAGCAAUUGGCUGAUUGUCUAAGACGAAGCCCAUACUUUGUAAACAUGUUAAUUGGUGGUCACGAUGGAUAUGAUGGUGGAGCAGCUCUAUAUUUCAUGGAUUAUCUAGCAACAAUGGCAAAGGUUCCAUUUGGUGCACAUGGUUAUGGCUCCUACUUGUCGCUCAGCAUCCUGGACAAAUAUUACAGAGAAGAUCUUACUGAACAAGAAGCUAUUGAACUGCUUGGGAAAUGUAUUGCAGAGAUUCAGAAGCGUUUGGUAUUGAACAUGCCUAACUUCAAGUUCCAUGUCAUUGACAAAGAUGGGGUUCGAGUUGUCAGAGACACAGCCGUAGAAAUGGAAUCAUAGGAACAAAACGUACUCACAAGAUAGUCCACACAUGAUUCUACAAGUUACCAAUAUUUAGAAUCUACAUGUUGCUUACAUACAACACAA
This is a messenger RNA of Corticium candelabrum, 736 nucleotides long. RefSeq names its product proteasome subunit beta type-2-like. The transcript has 7 exons. Gene Ontology annotation, biological process: proteasomal protein catabolic process. Lineage: Eukaryota; Metazoa; Porifera; Homoscleromorpha; Homosclerophorida; Plakinidae. Gene Ontology annotation, cellular component: nucleus; proteasome core complex; proteasome core complex, beta-subunit complex. The record is from RefSeq and is a predicted model, not a curated record. Bases 47 to 649 code for a protein of 200 amino acids.